Molecule: messenger RNA, 1095 nt
Organism: Penicillium angulare
Lineage: Eukaryota; Fungi; Ascomycota; Eurotiomycetes; Eurotiales; Aspergillaceae
Gene: sen2
Product: tRNA splicing endonuclease subunit SEN2
Exons: 1
Coding region: 1-1095 (364 amino acids)
Biological process (GO): tRNA-type intron splice site recognition and cleavage; tRNA splicing, via endonucleolytic cleavage and ligation
Cellular component (GO): tRNA-intron endonuclease complex
Molecular function (GO): tRNA-intron lyase activity; nucleic acid binding
Source: RefSeq, a predicted model, not a curated record
AUGGGUUUCUUCGGCAAGGGUAAUCUGAGUCGAAGUGAGCCUAGCUGGCUGGAGCGUGAAAAGAAACGCAGAGGGUUCUUGGGUGGUAACACUAGUGAGGAGGCUACAAGGAAACGCCGUACGGAACGUCGCGAGUUGAAGCUUGAACGUGCGAGGGUGGAAAAGUUGAUGAUCGAGGAAAGGCUCAAAGCCGAGGCUGCUGCUCGAGAGUCUGGCUCUGAAAUUCCAGAUCUAGAUGUUUUCACUGAUGGACAGCCUCCAUCAGCUGUGAUGACUGAAAGGUUCUCAGUCAAAAAGGCCAUGGAUGCUAAAUACCAAAGGCAGCAAGAAGAACGCCAUAAGAAACGAGAGCAAGAACGCCUUCAAAAUGGAGGCACUACUCCUACCACUGAUCAGUCUGAGCUUAACGGCAAAACUGUUCGAUUCUCUCCCACCGUCCAGCAGCAGGAAUCUCCUCCUUUGCCUAAGAAUGAUGCCGAGGAAGAAGAAGAUGACGAAGACAUCGUCCUUGAAAAUGAGGAGCAUCUUCAACUCUCCAACGAGGAGGCUUUCUUCCUGGUGUACACACUCGGUGCAUUGCAAGUGCUCGAUCGCGACACUAAUACCGUGAUUCCAACCUCCUCCCUAUUCCCACUCUUAUGCCACCAUUCCUAUUUUCCGCCACGCAUCACAUGCGACGAGGUGCAGUCCGACGACCCUUUCCUAAUCUCAUACGCUGUGUACCACCACUUCCGAUCUCUCGGAUGGGUCAUUCGCUCAGGCGUGAAAUUCGGAACGGAUUAUUUACUCUAUAAUCGCGGCCCCGUUUUCUCGCACGCCGAGUUCGCUGUCAUCGUUGUGCCUUCCUAUGAGCACCCUUACUGGACAGAGACCCAGGAGCGCCGCGACCACGUUGCACAAAAACAAGAUAGAAGCUGGUGGUGGCUGCACUGUGUCAACCGAGUUCAGGCUCAAGUAAGAAAGAGUCUCGUUAUUGUCUAUGUUCAAAUACCACCACCUUUAUCUUCAGUGGAUGACAUUGGUGGUGUCCUCGGUCGUUACAGAGUGCGAGAGUUCCUUCUUCGCCGAUGGCUCCCGAAUCGGAGUCGUGAUUAA